This is a messenger RNA of Callorhinchus milii (elephant shark), 1107 nucleotides long. RefSeq names its product phosphatidylinositol phosphatase PTPRQ-like. The transcript has 6 exons. The coding region runs from base 19 to 654 and encodes 211 amino acids. Gene Ontology annotation, biological process: protein dephosphorylation. Gene Ontology annotation, molecular function: protein tyrosine phosphatase activity. NCBI's taxonomy places the organism in Eukaryota, Metazoa, Chordata, Chondrichthyes, Chimaeriformes, Callorhinchidae. The record is from RefSeq and is a predicted model, not a curated record.
GUUGCGGAUUUCUGGAGAAUGAUUUGGGAAACUAGUUCUAAAUCCAUAAUUAUGUUAACACAAUGUUUUGAAAAAGGCAGAAUACGAUGUCACCAGUAUUGGCCUGAGGACAACAAGCCAGUGUCUGUAUUUGGAAAUAUUGUAAUCAGUAAGAUAACAGAGGACAUUCAGGCAGAUUGGACUACACGAGAACUAAAAAUUGAAAAGGAUGGUGAUUAUAUGAUGGUGAGGCAUUUCAACUUUUCUUCUUGGCCUGAACAUGGAGUUCCUGAGUGCAGCACAACUUUGAUUCAUUUUGUGAAACUAAUUCGAGCAUCCAGGGCCAAUGAUAGCACACCUAUUGUUGCACAUUGCAGUGCUGGAGUAGGCAGGACUGGAGUCUUUAUUGCACUUGAUCACCUUAUACAGCAUGUGAACCACCACGACUUUGUGGACAUUUUUGGAUUAGUGGCAGACUUACGAAAUGAACGAAUGUGCAUGGUGCAGAACUUGGGGCAGUACAUGUUUUUACACCAAUGUGCUGUGGAUCUCCUGAACAAUAAAGGCAACAGUCGUUCACUGUGGUUUGUAAAUUAUUCUGCUUUGCAAAAAAUGGACUCCCUGGAUGCAAUGGAAGGUGAUGUGGAAUUGGAGUGGGAAGAAACAACCAUGUGAUUCUCGAGCACUGAUGAAUUAGAAGGUUUCUGUGAAAUGAUUUCAGAAAAUGAACAUGGAAGCUUCUAUGAAAAAGGGCCAAAAUUCACCUAUAAAUAGACUUUUUCCUCAAAUUACCAGACUGAGCAAUUUCUUUAUCACCACUGUGUCUGAAUGAAUUACUACCAAAAUUACACUUUUGUGUUUGGAUUGAACAGAUUCUAAUUUACAUAAUAGUCUAUUAUUGUUUGCAUACAUUCUGAGUGUCCAUUUUCAUUACUGAAUGUUGAUGGCUUAUUUUUACUCUUUUAUACUUAGUUUUUUUAACCUAAAGUGAGCCAAACAUGAUGUAAAGUUUAAUUUUUUUCAUGGCACUUUGUUGCUUUUUGAUGAGUAAAUUUGAGUUUGCAGUUGGAUUUGUAAAUGUCCAUUUGCGUUUAGUUUUGAAUUAAAUAUUACUUUUUUUGAGUUGUC